AACUGACAUAUCAUUUAAAAUCUGGCAAUAAAUAUAAAAAGAUCUUACAUGAGAAACGUUAUGUGAACCUGAUGGUAUCUAAAUGGUAAUGAAAUGGGGAUGAUUUCUCCUGGUAAUUUUUAUAUUUUAAUGGUCAGAAUUAUAUUUAUCUAAACGGAACUAUAAAACUAUUAAAAAUAAAAUUAGAAUUUUCAAUAAUUAAUGAGUUUCCACGAAAUAAUGUGUCAGCUUCACACACACGCAAAAUAUAGAACUUUAACAUUAUUUUAUGUCCUAAAUUAGAAAUUAUAUGAAUAUUUAGUUUUAUAUUAAGAAAUUAUCAUGCAAGCAAUUUCAUGAUUUACUGAAAUGUACAUCCGUUUAAAUAGCUUCAUCCACAAUUUCAUUGAGAUUAACAACAAAAUCACUUUCUAUUCCUCAAAUAAUAGAAAGAAAAUGUUCAAACUGCAACUAAUAAGUUUUGCAAUUUACAUGCAAUUAACUUUUUACCUCAAUAUUUUGUAUUUUAUUCCAAUAUAUUCGCGACAUGAUGUUUGUUUCAAGCCGCCAUUUAUAUAGGAUUUUAAUAGUAUUACUCGCCGUAAGUGGCGUUACCGUCACUAUCUUGAAAUGACCUUGAAAAUGUCCUUCAAUGUAGUAUUACUUGGAAAUACACAUUUCAUUCAUAAAUUCUAUAACCUGUACACUCAAUGCUCCUGUUUUGACGAUUCGCAAAUGACAUUCUCGCUUCACGAGCGAGUAUGAUUGCGAUCACAUUAUGAAUAAAAUAUCCUGUCUGAAAGACAUGUGACGCACAAUAUAGUAAUGAUUAUUUGUUAUAUAUUGUAAUACAGUUUCUGAAAAAUGUCUGCGAUUAUAGAUGAUAAGAUUGUCGCAGGUGCAAAGAGUUCAAAUACUAUCAAAGAAGAUCCGAUCGUGGCGUUAACGGAAAGAGUAAAAGCUUUGUAUCUCUUCCGAGAUCGUUAUUUUGAGACGCAUUCUAUUGAUGAAGCAAUAAAAAAAAAUACUGAUGUGGAGAAGGAAAUGAAAGAUACAUUGAGCAAGUUUGAUGAAUGUAAAGGAUAUGAGAUUGAUGGCUCACGUGCUAAGUAUUAUUAUUUAAAGGGAAGGGCUUUGAACGUAGUCGAUCGUUUUAUCCCACAGGCGGAAGAACUUUUAAGUAAAGCGGUGAAAUUGGAGCCUAAAUUAAUAGAAGCUUGGAAUGAACUAGGGGAAUGUUACUGGAAAAAUGAUGAUAUUAAACAAGCAAAAAAUUGUUUCGUUGGUGCUCUGCAACAUGAUAGGAAUAAGGUAUCUUUGCGAAAUUUAUCAAUGGUGCUUAGACAGGAACAAACGUCAUCUGUCGAAGAGCGGAUAAAAAAUAUUCAGCAAGGAGUAGAAUAUAGCAAAGAAGCUGUAAGCCUUGACACAACUGAUGGAAUUUCCUGGGCAAUAUUAGGAAAUGCUUAUUUGUCUUCCUUCUUCAUAGUUGCACAAAACCCAAGUACGUUACGUUUGUGCAUGUCAGCAUACAUGCAAGCGGAAAAAGAUAUUAUUGCUAGAAGUAAUCCUGAUUUGUUUUAUAAUAAAGCAGUGGCUUUGAAAUAUCAAGAAGAAUAUAAUUUAGCAUUGCAAUCAUUCGAAAAUGCAAUAGCACUGGAUCCAUUAUGGGAAACACCGCGCAGUAAACGAGAUGAAUUGCUACAAUAUCUUAAAGAUAUACAAAAUUCGAUUAAUAAUAAUGGAUACGUGAAACCAAAAAGAUUGUACCAAUUGAUACGGGCAUUGGAUAUUAAACACUUGGGACCAUAUAAAGAUGGAGCAUAUACAUCUGGAGAUAAAUCUAUAAAGUUAGAUUUAAUUCCAUUACGAGAAUUAUCUCUUGGAUUAAAUACGGAGAAAGUCGUAUUUGGAAAGGUAAUUUGUUGGAUUCAAGAUUCAGAUUGCGUCCCAUUUGCUUUUUGUCUCGUGGACGAACAGAAGACAUACAUUAUUGUUACUGUAUAUAAUCUAGCUAAAGGCCGAGGAGUUACGGUCGGAGAUUCUGUUGGUAUACCAGAGCCCUUUGUUGUACAUCAAAAAUUCUCUCAUAUGAAUAAUGAUUUUGACUAUAGGUCUAUUCGUGUUGAAACUCCAAUUGUACUUGUAGUUAAUGGAAGAAAAUUAGGUCGAGAACAACAAGCCAGUGCAAAUUUGCAAACUUUUAAAAAAACAGAUUAAAUCUAAACAAUACGUUGGUUGAAUAUUGAAUCACAUUUCUCAGUUACAAAUAA
Messenger RNA from Pogonomyrmex barbatus (red harvester ant), 2252 nucleotides. RefSeq names its product tetratricopeptide repeat protein 5. Gene Ontology annotation, molecular function: protein binding. Gene Ontology annotation, cellular component: anaphase-promoting complex. Lineage: Eukaryota; Metazoa; Arthropoda; Insecta; Hymenoptera; Formicidae. The record is from RefSeq and is a predicted model, not a curated record. Gene Ontology annotation, biological process: protein ubiquitination; anaphase-promoting complex-dependent catabolic process; positive regulation of mitotic metaphase/anaphase transition.